Molecule: messenger RNA, 243 nt
Organism: Meloidogyne enterolobii
Lineage: Eukaryota; Metazoa; Nematoda; Chromadorea; Rhabditida; Meloidogynidae
Source: the annotation of a GenBank genome assembly
AUGUUUGGAAAUAAUUCUGAAAAAGAAGAAAAUGAUAUUCCAAUAAAAAUUCGUCUUUGGUGUUUUCCUUUUAUUCAAAAUAAUAAUUGUCAAUUAGAAUUUAAAUUGAAACAAAUUGAUGAAAGAUAUUAUAAAAUGAAGAAGAAUCAAAUGAUGAAAAUUCAAAUAUUGGAGAACAACAAUUAUUAUUUUCUACAAAUUUUUGUAAUUGGUUUAGUGAAUGUAUUGAAAGGUUUUAUAUAA